Messenger RNA from Penicillium daleae, 2079 nucleotides. RefSeq lists its product as uncharacterized. Gene Ontology annotation, cellular component: plasma membrane; fungal-type vacuole. The transcript has 4 exons. Gene Ontology annotation, biological process: monoatomic ion homeostasis; monoatomic anion transport; transmembrane transport. The coding region runs from base 1 to 2079 and encodes 692 amino acids. Gene Ontology annotation, molecular function: solute:inorganic anion antiporter activity; borate efflux transmembrane transporter activity. The record is from RefSeq and is a predicted model, not a curated record. NCBI's taxonomy places the organism in Eukaryota, Fungi, Ascomycota, Eurotiomycetes, Eurotiales, Aspergillaceae.
AUGUCUCUAAUAUCAGCUUUUCGUCCACCGUCCACGCGCACAACGUCCAUCCGUCAGAGGUCACGACCACGUCGACGGAGAAAGACAAAUACACGCGAACAGAGCGAUUUCGACUCAGGAGAUCACGCUCAAGAGCCAGAUGCUCACUCAAUUAUUACACCCUCUAAACACACACCAAAGCCCUUUCGAAAGCUACGAGGGUCGGUGGCAGCUGGUGGCCCACUACGUCCCUUUCGCCUUGUGAAGCAAGACCUCGUUAACUUGCGUCGGAGAUAUGUUUCUGACUGGACUAUUUUCAACCAGUUGGUCUUUGCCAGCGCUGUCUAUGUCUUCUUCACUAACCUUCUGCCUGGUAUCACGUUCGCAAGUGACCUGUACGUGCUCACUGGCAAAACCUGGGGCACGAUCGAGGUCGUGUUCAGUACCGGACUUUGUGGCAUCAUAUUUUCACUGUUCUCGAUCCAACCCCUCACCAUCCUCGGCGUGACGGGUCCAUUCUCUGUCUUGGCAGAGAACAUCUAUUCGUUGUGCGAAGAUGUAUUUCGGAUACCAUUCCUCCCGUUCAUGGCUUGGUCCUUGAUCCAUUCUGCUUGGCUGCACUACCUCUUGGCAAUAAUCAAUGCGCAUGACUGGACUAUGCGAUACGUGACGACUUUUGCAACUGAAAUCUUCUCGCUCUUGAACAGUAUCAUUUACUUCCACAAAGCUAUUCAAGAACUCGAGAGAGCUCAUGACAGUCUCUCCUUCGCAGCUUUCCUCUAUGCCGUGAUAGGCGCAGUAGGCACUAUGCUACUUGCCAUCUUUCUCUCCACGGCGGAGAGCUGGCGCCCUCUAUUUCACCGUUAUAUUCGUCUCGGAUUGACUGAAUAUGCGGCCGCAAUCUCCAUCAUCAUCUUCAUUGCUUUGCCUCAUGUGGGAGAAUUGGCCAACUUGGACAAAAUGACUCUUGCCGAGAGCACUUCGUUUCGGCCAACAUCUCCAGAGCGGGAAAUCUUCUUUGUGGAAUUUUGGAAAUUGCCUAUCCAGUGGAUCUUCGGUUCCAUUGUUCCUGGUCUGAUCAUUACAAUGCUGUUCUUCUUUGACCAUGAAGUCAGCUCGAUCAUUUGCACUAUUGACCGGUACGGUACUCGCAAGCCAGGCGGGUUUGCCUGGGAUAUUGUGCUGCUAGGAACGACGACAGCACUCUGUGGGAUUCUGGGUAUCCCACCCGCGAAUGGUCUGCUCCCCCAGGCACCUUUGCACUCUGAAUCCCUGAUGCACACGGUCAAAGAAGAGAAGACUAUAAUUGUGGACGGCGAGGAGAAGAUAGAGACUCGAGAGGUCCGGCAAGUAUACGAGCAACGCUGGUCGGCUUUCCUCCAUUCUGCUGCCAUUCUACUGUUCAUCAGUCCGCCAUUCAUGAAGGUUCUUGGCUUGACUCCGACUAGUGUUCUUGCUGGUCUGUUCCUCUUUAUGGGUGAACAGAGUCUGUCCGUCAAUCCGAUAUUAUACCGGUUUUUCUACCUCCUCACUCCACCAUCAGAGCUACCACCUUUACCACAAUCGCUACACAAGGACCCUGAAGCCCACAACGUAAUGGAACCCUCAUCACGCAACCCGUCCUAUCUUCCAAUCCACCUCUACACAAUCCUACAGGUUGUAAUCACGGUUGUGAUCUUUAUUGUCACCCUCACACGUGCAGCUCCUGCGUUCCCAGUCCUGAUCAUCGCCCUCGUACCCUUCCGACUUCUAGUCAUGAAGAAAUGGUGGCCACGGGAGGUCCUCCGUUUCGUCGAUGCCUGGGCUUGCCGCGAAGGUACGCCCGAGGGUGAUGAAGAUGCCGCAAAAUUGGACGGCCUUCCAACUCAGGAGACCUCGAGUGGUGAUGGAAAUGCUACACCUGGUCGCGUGUUCCGCCACAAUACCAAUGGUGAUGACAAUGGUAGUUCUUAUCUUGGUGAAAGAAGCACCUCAAAUGCUGAUUCUAGGGCAGAUCUUGGAGACCAGACGAUAAGGCGUGCUGCUGAUGAUGUGAAUCAUGAAUGGGUGGAGCUUGAGGAGCGAGAGGUCCCUGAUGAGGAGCUAGGGCGUGAUAGAUGA